CUCUUCGUGCACUACUACCGCCACGACGGCUUCGCGCACCAGUUCGGGAUGCACGUCUGGGACGACGUCUACGAUCCGACGCCGUGGGACGCGCCCCUCGCGCCGGGCGUCGCGGGCGCGUUCUGCGACGCGACCGAUCGCGUGCACACGGAAGGGUGGGUCACGUACGAGGUGAAGCUCCCGCCCGAGGGCGCCAAGACGGUCAGCUUCGUCAUCCACCGCGGCGAGGAGCAGUGCGUGCGAAUCGAGGGCUUGGACGUCGAGGCGAUGGCGACGCGGCCGUCGUCGUCCAUCUUCUUUUUCACCGAGGAGCCGGACGUCGCCAAGAUGGCGAGGGCGUGGGGGUGCGACCUCACCAAGGCGCGCGCGGUGUGGCUGACGCGCGAUAUCGUCGCCGUGCCGUUCCACGUCGACCCGGAGGACCUCAGCGGCGUCUUCGAGCUCGUCGCGAGCGACCGCGCCGGGCUCGUCGUCGACGACGAUCACCGCUCUCUGCGCUCCGUCCGCGGCGACGCGCUCGUGACGCGGAUACGUCUGAUCCCGCCCAGCGACGACGCCGGCGGGUGGACCGCCCCGGACGCGAUCGCCGCGGGGGAGAAGUUUCCGCACGUAAAGCACGCGGGGUACUGCUGCUUGCGUCUGCCGACGACGCCGACGAGCACGCCGGACGUCGCGCGUUUGCUCAAGUCGCAAAUCGCGGUCGCGAAGAUCGAAGACUACGGCGACGGCUACGUCAACGCCGCGACGUCGGUGCAAACGCACGGGGCUAUCGACGACGUGUGUGGCGGCUACGAAGGCGCGCUCGGGUGCGAGCUCACGAAGGACAUGCAGUCCGUGAUGAUUCGUCUGUGGGCGCCGACGGCGCAGAGCGUGAGGCUGCGGCUGUUCGACGACGCGCGCGGAGACGGCCCGCGGGAGACGAUCGAGAUGCGAGAAAAUUUCGAGGGUCCCGGGGUGUGGAGCGUGAAAGGCCCGCGGGAGUGGUACGGGAAGUACUACCAGUACGAGAUCGUGACGUACCACCAGUGGGGCGGCGGCGCUCCGGAGGGCGGCAUGGGGAACGUCACGACGUCGAUCGCGACGGAUCCGUACGCGCGGUCGCUCUCGUCCGACGGCGAACGCGUGCACAUCGUGGACGUCCGGAACGACCCGGCGCUGAAACCGCCGGGGUGGGACCGUUUAAUCAAACCGUACCCGACCGGCCCGGAUCCGGCGCCGACGGGGCGGUACGAACCCACGGACAUGGCCAUCUACGAGCUUCACGUGCGAGAUUUCAGCGCGCUCGACGAGACGGUGCCGGAGCGCUUGCGAGGGAAAUACGGCGCCUUCGGCGUCCAAAACGCGACGUGCACGAACCACCUCGCGUCGCUCGCGGACGCGGGGCUCACGCACGUCCACCUCCUCCCCACGUACGACUUCGGUUCGGUGCCGGAAAAGCCGGAGUGGCAGGAGUGGGUCGAUCCCGAGUACCUCGCACGGUUCGAGAGCAACUCGGAGGAACAGCAAAAGGCGGUGGCGGCGGUGGCGAACAACGACGCGUUCAACUGGGGGUACGACCCGGUGCACUACGGCGUCCCCGAGGGAUCGUACAGCACGGACCCGGACGGGAGCGCGCGGAUAAUCGAGUACAGGCAGAUGGUGAGCGACCUCGCGCGGAUGAACCUGAGAGUCGUGUGCGACGUCGUGUACAAUCACACGCUCUCCGCGGGACCGGAGGAUCGACAGAGCGUGUUGGAUAAGUGCGUGCCGGGGUAUUACCACCGGCGAAACUUCGACGGGAACUACGAGCAGAGCACGUGCUGUAACAACACCGCGAGCGAGAACCGGAUGAUGGAGAAGCUCAUCGUGGACGACCUCGUGCACUGGGCGAAGGACUACAAAGUCGACGGGUUUCGAUUCGAUCUGAUGGGCCACCUGAUGCUUCGAACGGUGCGACGCGCGAGGGACGCGCUCGAUCGACUCACGCUCGAACGCGACGGCGUCGACGGGAAGUCCAUAUACAUGUACGGCGAAGGGUGGGACUACGCGGAGGUUGAACGGAACCGCGUCGGGGUGAACGCGUCGCAGAAGAACCUCGCGGGGACGGGGAUCGGGAGCUUCAACGACCGCCUGCGCGAGGGCGUCAUGGGCGGCUCGCCGUUCGGCGAUCCUCGCGUCCAAGGCGUCCUCACCGGUCUCUUCUUCGACCCGAACGGGUUCAUCGAUCAAGGCCCGCCGGAACGGCAGUACGAGGAGCUCACGAAAGACAGCGAGAAGGUCAUCGUCGCGAUGGCGGGCAACCUCGCCGGGUUCAAGUUCAUGAACCGAGAGGGGUUUGAAACCGAGGGCAAGCACGCGUGUUGGUUCGACUCUUUCGUCGCGUACGCGGGGGAACCUUCCGAGACGGUGAACUACGUCUCCGCGCACGAUAACGAGACGCUGUUCGACGGGAUCACGCUCAGGUCGAACCCGGACGUGCCGAUCGGCGUCCGGUGUCGGUUGAACCGCGUCGCGAUGUCGAUCGUCGCGUUCUCGCAGGGGGUCCCGUUCUUCCACGCCGGCGACGAAAUCCUGCGGAGUAAAUCCCUCGAUCGCGACUCGUACAACAGCGGCGACUGGUUCAACCGUCUGGACUACAGCGGCGACACGCACAACUUCGGGAUCGGACUCCCCGGUCGCGAGAAGAACGGCGACCGGUACCCGUACAUCUCGCACCUCCUCGGCGACCUCUCCUCGCGACCGAGCAAAGAGGAGAUUCUCCGCGCGUCGGAUCAUUUCCGCGAGUGCCUCGCGAUGCGCCGGUCGUCGCCGUUGUUCCGCCUCCGCGCGUUGGACGAAAUCAACCGCCGGUGCACGCACUACAACGUCGGGCCGCUUCAGCAGCCGGGCGUGUUCAUACUUCACAUAAGCGACGACCCCGCGGACGGCGUCCGGGAGAUUUGUCCGCACUUUAAGAGGGUGCUGGUGUGCGUCAACGUGUCGCCGCAUACCAAGCCAAUCGUCGACGAAAAUUUAAAAGUCGCUCUGGCGGGGUCGGAGAUGAUGCUGCACCCGCUGCAAGGGAAGGUGUCGCCGGACGCGUACUUGGAUCCGGGGCCGGGGGGGUGCGCGUGCGAGGGGGGGGUGCCGACGGUACCGCCGCACACGGUCGCGGUGUUCGUCGAGAUGCGGUGAUGGCGCCGCGCGCGAGAGAGUCGCCGUGUACGUGUUGUCUCUAAAUCAUCAUUCUUUCACUAAGGUUAUUUCUUCU
Messenger RNA from Micromonas pusilla CCMP1545, 3229 nucleotides. It is a transcript of the gene PUL1, whose product is annotated as glycoside hydrolase family 13 protein. The coding region runs from base 49 to 3153 and encodes 1034 amino acids. Gene Ontology annotation, biological process: carbohydrate metabolic process. NCBI's taxonomy places the organism in Eukaryota, Viridiplantae, Chlorophyta, Mamiellophyceae, Mamiellales, Mamiellaceae. The record is from RefSeq and is a predicted model, not a curated record. Gene Ontology annotation, molecular function: pullulanase activity. The transcript is spliced from 2 exons.